This is a messenger RNA of Anthonomus grandis grandis, 958 nucleotides long. RefSeq names its product metallo-beta-lactamase domain-containing protein 1. The record is from RefSeq and is a predicted model, not a curated record. Lineage: Eukaryota; Metazoa; Arthropoda; Insecta; Coleoptera; Curculionidae. The coding region runs from base 321 to 941 and encodes 206 amino acids. The transcript has a single exon.
UCAAUGUUUUAUGUUCCUUAUUAUUUUCAGUUUUUCAGGUUUCAAAAUCAAAAAGGUUGGCUUACAAACAAAUAUCAUAAUUUCCUGAAGGAAAGGAAGCUCCUCUAAUUUAUUUACUCUAUAACGCAUUGAAAGUUAAGGCCUUUAAUGUGUGUAAAUUUCGAUAAAAGCAAUAAAAACCCUCUAAAAGCUUAAGAACCUGAAUGUUCUCACCUAAAUUUAGUCCCAAAUUAAAAUUUUUAGCAAAAUCUUGGGUACUAGUCAGAUACGCCAUCUAAGAGCCCUGUAUAAGUAACAUAAAUUUCAAUAACUUAUUUAUUAUGACUACAGAUACUUUCCAAAUAAAAGUUCUCUUUCCUGGUUUCUCCGUCCUUAAAGAUAAUAUAAUGGAGGCAAACUGCAGCUGUACAUUAAUAAAAGGCCCCAUAAAUUGCAUAAUUGAUACAAUGACAUCCUGGGAUGGUCCCAAACUUGUAGAGGCUUUAAAAGAAAAUUGCCUCUCUCCCAGUGAUAUAAAUUAUGUAAUCUGUACUCAUGGACAUUCAGACCACAUAGGCUGCAACUAUCUAUUUAGAAAUGCAAUUCACAUUGUUGGCUUUAGUAUAUCACAAAGGGACAAAUACUUCUUAUCAACAGAUUUUAGCCAAGGGGAUGAAUAUAAAAUUUUUGAGGGAUGCUCAGUGGUGCCUACGCCAGGACAUACUUUGCAAGAUGUGACUGUAAUAUUUAAAAAUGACAAGGGGGUUUAUGCUAUUACGGGAGAUUUGUUUGAAAAAGAAGAAGAUUUAAGUGAUGAGUCCAUCUGGAUUUCAGCAGGUUCUGAUAGUGAGGAGUUACAGAGAAAAAAUAGGCAAAAAAUACUUGAAAUUGCAGAUUUUAUUGUUCCGGGACAUGGUUCUAUGUUUCGGGUUCCUGAUCAUCAAAAAAUACCUAAGAAAUAAAUAAUAAUUUUAAGAGC